Molecule: messenger RNA, 3640 nt
Organism: Rhododendron vialii
Lineage: Eukaryota; Viridiplantae; Streptophyta; Magnoliopsida; Ericales; Ericaceae
Product: vacuolar protein-sorting-associated protein 11 homolog
Exons: 5
Coding region: 123-3017 (964 amino acids)
Biological process (GO): vacuole organization; intracellular protein transport; endosome organization
Cellular component (GO): endosome; HOPS complex
Molecular function (GO): protein binding; protein-macromolecule adaptor activity
Source: RefSeq, a predicted model, not a curated record
AUCUCCAGCAAUCGUUCGUCAGCACUCGGCAGGAAAAUUUCAUGGAACUCGUUAACCCCUUCAUAUGAUCUGAGAGAUACGUCGACGAUACACACAUAAACGCGUAGAAUCGGCCGGGCGUGAUGUACCAGUGGAGGAAAUUCGAGUUCUUCGAGGAGAAAUUCGCCGGGAAGUGCUCGAUCCCCGAGGACGUCACCGGCGACGUCACCUGCUGCUCGAGCGGCAGGGGGAAGAUCAUCGUCGGCUGCGACAACGGCGCCGUUAGCUUGCUCGAUCGGGGGUUGAAGUUCAACUACGGCUUCCAAGCGCACUCUGCCUCCGUCCUCUUCCUCCAGCAGCUCAAGCAACGUAAUUACCUAGUAACUGUGGGGGAAGAUGAACAAAUAUCGCCGCAGCUAUCAUCUAUGUGCCUGAAGGUUUUUGAUCUCGACAAGAUGCAACCGGAGGGAUCAAGCACAUCAAGCCCUGAAUGUGUUCAGAUCUUACGGAUAUUCACAUAUCAAUAUCCAGAAGCGAAGAUUACUUCAUUUUUGGUUCUGGAGGAAGCACCGCCAAUCUUACUUAUAGCAAUUGGAUUAGACAAUGGUUACAUUUACGGUAUUAAAGGGGACAUUGCACGUGAGCGUAUCAAGCGCUUCAAACUGGAGGUGUAUAGUCAUACAGACAAAAGCCAGUCUUCCAUAAUGGGAAUGGGAUUUCGUGUGGAUGGUCAAGCAACUCAAUUAUUUGCAGUUACUCCAACUUCAGUGAGCUUAUUUAGCUUGCAGACUGAACCAUAUAGUCAGAAUACCCUUGAUCAGAUUGGAUGCAACUCUAACGCUGUUGCAAUGACUGAUCGUUCGCAGGAGCUAAUGAUUGGUCGAGAUGAGGCUGUGUAUUUCUACGAAGUUGAUGGUCGUGGACCUUGUUGGGCCUUUGAAGGAGAGAAGAAAUUCCUUGGCUGGUUUCGUGGUUAUCUUUUAUGUGUCAUUGCAGACCACAGAAGUAACAAGAAUACAUUCAACAUCUAUGACCUGAAGAACCGUUUAAUUGCCCACAGUUUUGUUACCAAGGAAGUUUCUCAGAUGCUUUGCGAAUGGGGUAACAUAAUACUUAUAAUGGCGGACAAAUCAGCUCUGUGUAUUGGGGAAAAGGACAUGGAAAGCAAGUUGGAUAUGCUUUUUAAGAAGAAUCUUUACACGGUUGCCAUAAAUCUUGUUCAAAGUCAACAAGCUGAUGCUGCCGCAACAGCUGAAGUGUUGAGGAAGUACGGGGAUCAUUUAUACAGCAAACAAGAGUAUGAUGAGGCCAUGGCUCAGUAUAUAAACACCAUAGGUCAUCUUGAGCCUUCAUAUGUGAUACAGAAGUUUUUAGAUGCUCAAAGAAUCUACAACCUUACAAACUACUUGGAGAAACUACACGAGAAGGGGCUUGCUUCAAAAGACCAUACAACUCUUCUGCUAAAUUGUUACACGAAGUUGAAAGAUGUUGAAAAACUUAAUGUAUUCAUCAAACGUGAGGACGGUGUUGGGGAGCAUAAAUUUGAUGUUGAAACUGCAAUAAGGGUCUGCCGUGCUGCCAAUUAUCAUGAGCAUGCAAUGUAUGUAGCAAAGAAGGCAGGAAGACAUGAAUGGUACUUAAAGAUCUUACUUGAAGAUCUGGGUAGUUAUGAAGAAGCAUUGCAGUAUAUUUCUAGUCUUGAACCUAGUCAAGCUGGGGUGACAGUAAAAGAGUAUGGAAAAAUUCUCAUAGAACACAAACCAGAUGAUGCUAUUGAAAUACUCAUGCGACUUUGCACAGAGGAUGCUGAACUAGCCAGGAGAGGUUCUUCUAGUGGUUUAUACACAUCCAUGUUACCAUCCCCUGUUGAUUUUCUCAACAUAUUUAUCCAUCAUCCGGAAGCACUUAUGAACUUUCUGGAGCAAUACACAAACAAAGUGAAGGACUCACCUGCUCAAGUAGAGAUUCACAACACUCUCUUGGAGUUAUACUUGUCGAAUGACUUGGAUUUCCCAUUAAUAUCACAAGCUAACAUUGAUGAACCUCCUACUAAUUCCAGAGGGGGAAGGCCAUCAGCACCAGCGGUAAUGUCAAGACCGAAGACCAAUGGUAAAUUAAGUGUGUAUCAGAAAGAUUUGAAUAAGGAAAAGUAUCAUCAGGAGAGACUUCAGAAGGGGCUACGCUUGCUUAAGACUGCAUGGCCAUCAGACCUGGAGCAUCCACUCUAUGAUGUUGACCUUGCUAUAAUUCUGUGUGAAAUGAACGAAUUUAAAGAAGGUCUGUUAUAUCUCUACGAGAAGAUGAAACUCUUCAAAGAGGUGACAGCUUGCUACAUGCAGUCCCAUGAUCAUGAGGGUUUGAUAGCAUGUUGCAAGAGGCUGGGGGAUUCAGGUAAGGGAGGUGACCCAUCCCUAUGGGCUGAUGUGUUGAAGUACUUUGGCGAACUUGGAGAAGAUUGCUCGAAAGAAGUCAAGGAAGUUUUGACUUAUAUUGAGAGAGAUGACAUCUUGCCUCCUAUCAUUGUUCUCCAGACCCUGUCUAACAAUCCAUGUCUCACUCUCUCUGUCAUCAAAGAUUAUAUAGCUAGGAAACUUGAACAGGAAUCAAAGCUAAUUGAAGAUGACAGGAAAGCUAUUGACAAGUAUCAGGAAGAAACUCUGGCAAUGCGGAAGGAAAUCCAGGAUCUUAGGUCAAAUGCCAGAAUCUUCCAGCUUAGUAAGUGCACUGCUUGCACUUUUACCCUUGACCUCCCUGCUGUCCACUUUAUGUGCAUGCACUCAUUCCAUCUGCGUUGCCUGGGUGACAAUGAGAAAGAAUGUCCAGAGUGUGCUCCUGAGUACAGAUCCGUCCUGGAAAUGAAGAGAAGCUUGGAGCAAAAUUCCAAAGACCAGGAUCAAUUCUUCAAUAAAGUGAAGAAUUCAAAGGAUGGGUUUUCUGUGAUUGCGGAAUAUUUUGGGAAGGGAAUCAUUAGCAAAACUCGCAUUCGAGGAAAUGGCACUCUUGGAGCAGGCAACUCGUCUUCCAGCAGCGGCUUCUGAGAUUCAUUAUACGCGCGUGCUUUUACCUUGAAUUCUCACUCUUACUCAUUGGUUUGCUAACAAACCUUGUGAAGGAAUUUUUGAAUGUGGGUCAGAACUGAGUGAAGUCGUGGCUUCUCUGCAACUAAUGGUUAUUGGCAAAUAUAAAUGGCCGCUAACACCUUGUUUGACCCAGUUGGUCAAGUCAAUGGGAAGUGAGAAAUUCUGUGGCUUCUCACAGAAGUGCAUGCAAGGGUUGGUUAUGAAAUGUUUACCACGGAGGUAUGUUAGCCUAAAAUCCCACUCGGCAAGUUCUCAAUGAAUAGACUGGUCUGUAUCUUCCAUUUUCUGGCAAAUCAAUUAAUUAUAUUGUAGAUUUUUGUUCACAUGAUUUUUGUUUUGUUUGUGCUGUGUCUGUAAGUGUACUAUGCGAGGGCUGGGAUUUGACUUUGUGCGUGUCAGCCAAUUAUCAUUUUUUUCGUUAAUAGUGCUAGUUAUUCGGUUUCAACAUGUAUAGGAACAUGUUUAUGUUAUUUUUUCGUUAGUAUAGAGUUUUCUCCGUACAGGUUUAAUUUAGGUUGUGAUCUCUGUCGAAUUGUUAAUUCAUUCUGACGAAUACUAUCAAGAUUGAUGCUUUUGAUGUA